This is a messenger RNA of Pseudovirgaria hyperparasitica, 1608 nucleotides long. RefSeq lists its product as uncharacterized. Bases 108 to 1211 code for a protein of 367 amino acids. Gene Ontology annotation, biological process: G protein-coupled receptor signaling pathway. The record is from RefSeq and is a predicted model, not a curated record. Gene Ontology annotation, cellular component: G protein-coupled receptor homodimeric complex; membrane. Gene Ontology annotation, molecular function: pheromone binding; mating-type factor pheromone receptor activity. The transcript has a single exon. NCBI's taxonomy places the organism in Eukaryota, Fungi, Ascomycota, Dothideomycetes, Acrospermales, Acrospermaceae.
UUGUUCAUCAGCGACAUCCCCAAACUCAAAUCGAAGAUCCACGACUCGACAUAUGCACACUACUCAACCGUCUAAUACGAGUCAAUUCGCUGAGCGAAUUACUCACGAUGGACGUUACGAACGACACGACUAAUGGCAGCUUCGAUCCCUUCAGCCAGACCAUCAACAUCACCGUCGUCCCGGAGUACGAAACUAUGUCUAUCACCCUCGAAGACUUCUCGAGAUGGCAGCUGUAUGCCACCAGAGCCUGCAUUAACUACGGCAGCCAAUUCGGUGCCAGCAUCACGCUGCUCAUCCUCCUCCUCACCCUCACCAAAUCUGAUAGGCGACGAUCCAUAAUCUUCAUCACAAACUGCAUUGGCCUCACUGCCAACGCAAUCCGCAAUCUGCUCCAAGCAGUAUAUUUUACUACCGAAUACUGGAAUCCCUACGUCUACUUCACCGGCGACACCUCCCGGAUCACCACCUCCAUCACCGCGCAAUCUGUCACCGCCGCCAUUCUCCCUUUCAUCGUGUACACAUGCAUUCUCGCAAGUCUCAAUCUGCAGAUCCGCGUCAUGCUUACAAUCGCAACGUAUCGCUGGCAACGUAUAGUCAUCCAAUGCAUAUCCCUCGCGCUCGCGCUUGUCACUCUGACAUUCCGUUUCUGCCUCUGCGCGAUCAACGCAAAGGCCAUCGUCGACAACGAAAUCACGUCCGGCUGGCAAUGGCUACCACAAGCAUGCAACAUCUUGCUGACCAUCACCAUCUGCACCACGUCCCUCAUCUUCUGCGGCAAACUCGUCUGUGCGAUUUACCAGCGCCGCACCAUCGGCCUCCGGGCAUUCGGCCCACUGCAGGUCCUUCUCGUCAUGAGCCUGCAAACCUUCCUGAUCCCCAGUCUGUUCGCACUCGUGCAGUUUACCAGUGAUGUUGCGCAGCUGUACAGCUUGGUGCAGACGUCUGCACUGCUGUGCUUGCCGCUGAGUGCUAUGUGGGCCAGCGCAAAAGUCGGCGAGAGGCAGUCUAGUGUCGGUCUGAGCACGCCGAGUUUCGUCAGACAGUGGAAGUGUAGUUUGAGUAGCUCAUCUAUUUCGCCGCUAAGUUCGGGUUACAGGAAGGAGAGUCAUGCAUCACAAGGAUCGCCUGCUAGUCCCAGGGUACUUGAGGAAGGCUGUGAAGGGAGACACUCUUUUGAUGUCAUGGCUAUGGGGACAUAUGGAAUAAGGUAGGUAUAUGUGGUAUAAUUGGAAGCUACAUACUUCGAUUUUUUGGCUUUUCUUAUGAGUUGUGGCGCAUACCUGUGGCGGAGUGUAUUGGACCAAGAUGUCCCUUUCUUGGGUGCAUGAAUGGAGACUUGCCAUCUCUAUAUACUAUGGUGUCUUCUCUGACAUCCUUUGAAUUUUGGCGCGGAGUCUUUCGGAGAAGAAAACGUUUGUCCAGUCUCGGUUUUUUUGGCGCGAGAAAGUCUGGUGGGACACUGAAUAUCUUGGUAAUCGAGCUUCGUCAAUGCCAGAGACUGCUUUCAGAUUCGUGGAAGGUCAUACCUAAAUUAUUAUCACAAAAAUUUUGUUUGCAGCUAUCCGCUGAUCCUACACUACUCGGAAUACUGUCGAUUCUUCAGGAUGG